GCAGAAGAUUGUGUUGUGUCCAGCAGUCCACGCCUCCGCGCUCAUACAGAGAGCUGAACUGUUGAAGAAAAAAAAUCAUGUCCUGUUUCAAGUCUUCCACUGCACUUUCCUACACAGUUUAAACGUGCUUACAUUAACACAUCAGGACACACCAAGAGGAAUGUUAAGCUUCUGGGUUAAUGGGUUAAACCUAAGAAUAUGGCAUCCAGAACAUGUUCCAGUACUCAGCAAACAUCAUCUGGUGCCCUCGACAUGAACACUUCUCACAGACAAACACAGAACUGCAGCAGGAAGAGAAAACACUACUGUUUAGAGUGUGGAAAGAGUUUUACUGUAAAGAGUCAUCUCAAAACACACCAGCGCAUUCACACAAGAGAGAAACCGUAUCACUGCUCAGAGUGUGGGAAGAGUUUUACUCAACAGACUCAUCUCCAACGACACCAGCACAUUCAUACAGGAGAGAAGCCGUAUCGUUGCUCUGAGUGUGAGAGAGGUUUUAAUUGUCAGAGUUCUCUCCAAGAACACAUGUUCAUUCACACAGGAGUUAAACCAUAUCAUUGUUUAGAGUGUGGGAAUCAUUUUACUCAGCAUGUCUCUUUGAAAAUACACCAGCGUAUUCACACAGGAGAGAAGCCUCAUCACUGCUCAGAGUGUGGAAAGAGUUUUAGUCAGCAGAGUAAUCUCCAACAACACCAGCGCAUUCACACAGGAGAGAAGCCUUAUUACUGCUCAGAGUGUGGGAGAAGUUUUAAUCAACAGAGUACUCUUCAACGACACCAGCGCAUUCAUACAGGAGAGAAGCCGUAUCACUGCUCAGUGUGUGGGAAGAGUUUUAAUCAACAGAGUCAUCUGCAGCAACACCAGCGCAUUCAUACAGGAGAGAAGCCAUAUCACUGCUCAGAGUGUGGGAAGAGUUUUAAACAUCAGAGUCAUCUCCUUCGACACCAGCGCAUUCACACAAGAGAAAAGUCAUAUUACUGUUCAGAGUGUGGCAAGAGUUUCAGGCAUUUAAAGACUGUGGCGACACACAAGUGCACUAAGGGCACUGGUGGAAAUGUACAGUAAUGAAGGUAACCUUACCCCAUUCUAGCAUUCUAGGAGUAAUUUUCUCCAGGAAAUGAUGCUUCCAGCCCAGGUUUGAAACUGUGUUUAGGGGAAAACCACGUAUUGUUGUUUGAUGCUGUUU
Molecule: messenger RNA, 1186 nt
Organism: Pygocentrus nattereri (red-bellied piranha)
Lineage: Eukaryota; Metazoa; Chordata; Actinopteri; Characiformes; Serrasalmidae
Product: zinc finger protein 239-like
Exons: 2
Coding region: 199-1065 (288 amino acids)
Source: RefSeq, a predicted model, not a curated record